This is a messenger RNA of Porites evermanni, 2528 nucleotides long. Lineage: Eukaryota; Metazoa; Cnidaria; Anthozoa; Scleractinia; Poritidae. The record is from the annotation of a GenBank genome assembly.
GUCUUGUACUCGUCCGGAACAAGCUUGGCCUCGUUUCCAUCCGAAGGCCUGGUGAUAAAACAGAAGCUGAAUCAUCAGGGAAACGAGGUUGUGACGGGAGAAACUAAAACCGAAGAAGAUGUGGCGAUCUUGGGUCUUUAUCAGGUACCAGGACUCUCGAGUGGCAGGUUUGCAUUGUAUGGUGACUCCAACUGCCUGGACAAUGCACACAUGGAAAAAGGUAUUGGAAUCCUUCCUCCAUAGAAAGGAUGUAUCAUUGCAGUGCAUCUCUUGAACAUAAUUGGUUCCAGGAGCCAUACAUUUUCUUAUUGGAAAAAAAAAAAACGCUUGUUAAUACGCUUAACGGCCAGGUUUUUAAAAUCAGAAACAGUAGAAUCUUUUAGAAUUUCACCCCAUUUAAUACUUUUACUUAUUCGAAAUUUAGAAAAUCAAAAUGCGUGUGACACGUCAUUUUGAUUGACCAAGUAGGCUAAACCUGUUCUUGCUUUGUUUUUAGGCUAAAAUGCAUUUCAGGCGGUUUAAUACCCGAUAUUUAAGACUGUUCUAUGUUCUGAAGGAAAGUUUCAAGUAGUUUUUACAGUUACUGUACGCAAUAUCUACAUUCCGGAUAGUUGUCACUCGAGGAGUACGAAUGCGAUGUAUAGCGCAUUGGUCGUAACGGCCUCAAGUCAUGAAAUUUGACCGUGUCCCCGGUAAUACGGCCACCCCGUUGAUUCGGCCUGUGGUUUUUUUUUUUUUUUUGUUUGUUUUUUUUUUUUAACCCAUUUUUGACCGCAUUAACGGGGUUCCACUGUAUACAUGUAUGAAUUGGAGUUAUUGCGUGGCUGCCAAUGUCAAUUUUAGCGUGGGUUACGUAGUGUGGACCGACACGCGUCCGGUCAUCAAGACCUUUUGUAGCAGGUUACAUCAUAACAUCAUACAACAUGAAACACGUGGUUACAUUUUUGAAUGACAGACAAAGGGAUGUGCUUACUGUUUUUCCUUUUUUUGUUGACAGAUUGUUUUUGGCUUUUGGACCUGCUGUUGGACUUCACUUCAAACAAAAUAUUAUCUCCCAUACUAAAAGAUCUAGACAGCGGCCCUCCCAAACCCUCCGAAUCAGUACCUGAAAGAAUGGACGGUGAGAGUGAUAGAACACUUAGAGUAUAAACAUUAUGCAUGGCCAUUUUAGCGUCAGUUUAUAUACGAGCCUUCGUCUCCGUCAUGCUAUCUUUAGAAGCAUGAGUAGCGAUAACGACGACCCUAGUGAAAAUAUUUCCUAAUUAAAAUUGCCUUUGUUGUGUUUGUUGCUUGCUUCCGAUUAUUUAAAGUCUUUGAACUUAUUGAAAAUUGUAAUUCUUAUUAAAAACAACGUUUUGAGUCACAAGAAACCACUAUUUCCUUUUACGGUUAUUCUCCCCACAAAAUACAAAAUUUGAACAGUAUUGUUAAAAAGAAAAAUAUUCUUACUCAUGAAAGUAAGAACUGAAUAAGCCUCUUCAUCCAUAUUCUUUGUUGGUGGUUUUCAGGAAGUCACCUUCAUAAAUACUCAAAAGUACUGGACUCAACUCAACUUGGAGCCAUUGAGACUGUCCCUUUACCAGAAUGUCCCGCGCAGGCGUGGAGCAAACCAGAGCCCCUCAAUAUAACGGCCCCUGAGAACCUUCACAAGCAAAGAUGGCUCCUAUCAAUUAAUCUUGAUCAGGUAGGUGCUUGUUUGUCACUCUCUUGUAUCUUGGCCUCUGCCUGCAAAACAUUUGCAGUGAAAACAUUGUGUUGAGAGUAACUUUACAGGGCGAGUGUAUGGUGAAGUCAAGGUAUAAUCCCGCCAAAACUCAGUACCGAGAAAAUGAAAAAAUACGUCCAGUCUUGAGGUCCUUUUCUACACUUACAUUAAAGAUAAAAGUACUCCCGCUCAAGCUUUUGGUUGGCUCUUUGCAUGAUGAGCCGAGAAAGCCAAACGUGUCAACGAUUAUCUUUCGUUAAGGCACUUGCUUUGUUAUAUGAGAGUUGUACUCUAAUUUCUGUGUGAAUUUCGGAAGUCGGUCAAGUAUUCUCCCGUUUGUCCCAGUAACUAUAAUGAUAAGCAAUCAUUGGAUUCCGCUUUCGAUCGAGGAGGGUGUUAUUCCCAUUCUAAAUAAUCCCAAAAAUCAGACUUACCUCGAUCGAUGUUAAGUUCCCGUCUUCAAUUGCAUCGUUACACUUGGUAGUUAAAGAACGUAAGAAAAGGCUAGGUGGCUCGCGAGGCUGGAAUAUUGACUACUAUUGUUUUUUCUGUUGCCUAGCUACCCGUGAUCGUCCCGCGUCACGUGCAGCGAGUAGCACCGUACCCGGAUGUAGGUGAUUCAGACCCUGAAGAACUCCCUGUUGCAAGUCAUAUGAGCGUAAUGUCCACCCUCCCAAUGUACGUGGUACUGUUCACAGCAAUGGUUGUUUUGUAUUGCGUUGUUCUUUCGUGUCGAGCGCAUCGUAAACCACGAGCUAAGAAAGGCAAACCUCCUAAAGCAGCGCGCCUGGCCGUACCGAGGACCAAACUGCCCUACGUGUGA